UGGCCGAGCUUGGUGAUAAUGUUGAUAAGGAAUUAUGUAUUUUUUAAUAUUAGACUUUAUUCGAAAGCAAUAAGACUUAUUUUGAAUCUUUUGUCAACCGGAUGUAAAAAUCAACAAAUAUAAAAUUCAAGGCUAGCCUAGCUCAUCACCAAUUAAUUUAUUUCAUUUUAUUAAAAUUGAAAGCCUUACUAAGAUUAUAUUGGAAAAUGGAAGAAUUUAUUGAGCAUUUCGUUAGCAGGAUUGAGAACAGUAAUUUUUAUAAGUUUUUCAGAUCAAUAGAUGCUCAAGUAUCUAGAAAUGUAAAAGCAGCAGAAAUUGAAACAAGACAGUCAAAAAGCAAUGGCCUAUGGUGCUGCUGCCUUCUACCUAUGAUAUUACUGAUUUACACAGUGCAGUAUAAUGUUUCACCGCUGUACAAACUGGUGGCAUUUGCUUCGAUCAGUCUGCUCUUCUAUUGCUUGCUGUUUACAGUUUUUUUGUCAAUAUCAAGUUUGAUUCUUCAAGAGCCAAUAUAUGGAGGCUGUGUAUCAACUAGUCUAGUAUCAGUUUUACUGAUGUACACAUUUCUCGGUCAUGAUCUUACAUUUUCUACAAUAUUCUCCGUACCAACUGUGUUCCUGUACAGCUGGCUUUUACGGACGUUUCUGAACUCCUUCCAAAAUACGUUUACGAUUGGGGAAGCGAUGGUCAUGGCACAAGCUAUCAUGCUGUUUGCAGUUAUGGCAGUAGCCAAACUCACAUGUGAGCUGGAUGAGACUGAUGAGGAAAUGGACUUUGUUUAUACCAUUAUUUAUACAGUGUUAUCAACCGUGGGAUUGAUUGUUACAGCACUGUUUUUGCUCAAAGACGAAAGAAGAAACAUGAAAUCUUUGACGUACAUAUUUGGUUUAGGGGCAGCGUUUGGCCUGCUCAUGUUAAUAUCGCUCCUAGGAGUCUCAUGCAUCACAGAUAUACUCCAUUAUAUUUUUGUAGAAAAUGAUAGGUACCAAAUCUUCUCCUUCUGGCUGGUUCUGGUGGUGAUAGCAGUGGCAGUUCUCACCAUGCGCACACAACUAGCCGUGAAAGCGAGCACGGUGACUCGCAAGUCGUUCCACGUUCUGGCGUCAGUCGUGUUCUUAUCAGGGAUAUUGGUGGACGUGAACCUGAUGGUGCUAGCUUCGGGAAUCGGGUUCGGACUGCUGGUAUUGGUUGAAGCACUAAGAAAAAGUAACAUUGAGCCAAUAUCAUCAGCUCUUCAAUCAGCUUUCCUUGUCUACAGUGAUGAAAAGGACAGCGGGUGCUUCGCAAUGACCCCAAUAUAUCUGUACCUGGGGCUAGCGUGUCCUCUAGCGCUCGUGCCUCACUACAAGAACUCAGAACUGGAGCUAUUGAGCGGAGUGCUGGCUAUCGGAGUAGGAGACACUGCUGCGAGCUGGUUCGGAUCCAAGUACGGCUUCAAUAAGUGGUCGGGUGGAAAUAGAACUUAUGAGGGAACAGUGUUCAACAUUCUAUCACAAAUCGCUACUGUGUAUGUGCUCAUCAUAUUUGAGUUGCUGAAUACGAAAAAUGCUCUAAUACGAACUAGUAUUGCAGCGAGUAUCACAGGACUGGUGGAAGCCAAGACCAACCAAGUGGACAAUUUAGUUUUACCUCUAGUCAUGAUGAUUGCUUUUCAAUCAACUUCAUUCCUCCGCUAAAGUUAUCUGAACAUCGUUAAUUCGUAUUUCAUACGAGAAUUAAAUUACAUUUUGACAUAUCUUAGAAAAUGAGAGGAUAAAUGGCAUUUUGCUGACUUUCUAUUCAGAAAAGGAGUUGUUAGGAGUAUUUGUUACUUCAAUAUGUUUAGGAAACUAAAGUAUGUUUG
Ostrinia nubilalis (European corn borer) is the source of this 1843-nucleotide messenger RNA. It is a transcript of the gene Dolk, whose product is annotated as dolichol kinase. NCBI's taxonomy places the organism in Eukaryota, Metazoa, Arthropoda, Insecta, Lepidoptera, Crambidae. The transcript is spliced from 9 exons. Gene Ontology annotation, molecular function: dolichol kinase activity. Gene Ontology annotation, cellular component: endoplasmic reticulum membrane. The record is from RefSeq and is a predicted model, not a curated record. Gene Ontology annotation, biological process: dolichyl monophosphate biosynthetic process. The coding region runs from base 207 to 1676 and encodes 489 amino acids.